Yamadazyma tenuis ATCC 10573 is the source of this 336-nucleotide messenger RNA. It is a transcript of the gene SNC2, whose product is annotated as SNAP receptor. Gene Ontology annotation, biological process: vesicle-mediated transport; vesicle fusion. NCBI's taxonomy places the organism in Eukaryota, Fungi, Ascomycota, Pichiomycetes, Serinales, Debaryomycetaceae. Gene Ontology annotation, cellular component: SNARE complex; plasma membrane. The record is from RefSeq and is a predicted model, not a curated record. Gene Ontology annotation, molecular function: SNAP receptor activity; syntaxin binding.
AUGUCUUCGUCAGUUCCUUACGAUCCAUAUAUCCCUAGUCAGACCACUGGAGAUCAAUCAAACUCCAGAACUGCCGCCAUACAGGCCCAAAUUGAUGAUACUGUUGGUAUCAUGAGGGACAACAUCAAUAAGGUGGCAGAAAGAGGAGAGAGGUUAGAUUCGAUUGAAAACAAAACUGACAAUUUAGCCAUUAGUGCCCAAGGGUUUAGAAGGGGUGCUAAUAGAGUCAGAAAGGAUAUGUGGUGGAAAGACAUGAAGAUGAGAAUGUGUUUAAUUUUGGGAGUCAUCAUUGUGUUGGUUGUCAUAAUUGUUCCCAUUGCCGUUCAUUUUAGCUAA